Molecule: messenger RNA, 6011 nt
Organism: Menidia menidia (Atlantic silverside)
Lineage: Eukaryota; Metazoa; Chordata; Actinopteri; Atheriniformes; Atherinopsidae
Source: the annotation of a GenBank genome assembly
GAAUGACGUAGUGGAAGGUAAAUCAGCUGAUUCUGAGCGACGAAGUCAACCAAAAUAAUACGAAUUUAUCUGUCAGAGGACGUUUAACUCCGACUGACAGCAGACAAUAUUUUGAUUGGACUUUGUUGACAUGCUUUAUUUAGCUCGACAAUAUGGACAAAAUAUUGGAGGGUCUCAUCAGCUCGGAUCAUUCUGUUCCGGUGAAGAGGGCUAUAGUAAAGAAGGUUGUGGAAGCAGCAGAGAAGGAGGUGACAGAGGAGCAGUGUCAGGCAUUAUUUACGCUCACCACCCGCCUCACCUUGCUUGGUGAAGAUGCUUUCCAGAAGCAGAUUGGCUUUCAGGUUCUUGAAGCCUAUGCACGCUACCACCGGCCAGAAUUUGAGCACUUUUUCAAUAAAGACUUUGUCCUCAGUCUGCUCCAGCAGGGCUAUGGCCAACUGUACAACAGAGACCCAGCCAUAAUAGACUAUAUUCACUGCUGCCUACGGCUACUCAUUAGCUGCCCCUCUGUGCUGGAGACCUUCAGUGUGAUCCAGGUGGAGGUUUUGAGGAUGGUAUGUGAACGUCCUGAGCCUGCCCUCUGUGCCCGUCUGAGCACUUUGCUGUCAGACUACAUGCAGUGCAUUCCACGAGACAAGUCUGGCAUUUUGUUCUGCCAGCAGCUGGUCAGGACCAUAAGUUAUUUCCACUGCUUUGCCAGCCAAGAACGAGAACUCAGAGAGUAUGUAGGGCAGGUGACUAAAGUUAGCACAUUGCUGCAAAACAUCUGGAAAGCUGACCCAGCCAUGCUGUUGCCAUCCCUGCAGGAGGUCUUUGCCAUCAUCUCUUCAACAGACCCUUCCUACGACCCAUCAAUUGCGCUCGCCAGUCUGGUCCAACACAUCCCUGUCCAGAUGAUUACGGUGCUCAUCAAGAGUCUCACCACAGACCAGAAUGUCAAAGAUGCAAGCAUGACUAAAGCCCUCUGCAGGAUGAUUGACUGGCUGUCGUGGCCUUUGGCGCAGCAUGUUGACACGUGGGUCAUCGCUCUGUUGAAAGGAUUGGCUGCAGUUCAGAAGUUCACCAUCCUCAUUGAUGUCACUCUGCUCAAAAUUGAACUGGUAUUCAGUCGCCUGUGGUACCCCAUUGUGCGACAGGGGGCGCUGUCUGUGCUUUCUCACAUGCUGCUAAGCUUCCAGCACUCUCCUGAGGCCUUCCAUUUGGUUGUUCCACACAUAGUGCAUCUAGUUCAGUCUCUAAGGACAGAUGGUCUCCCAACCAGCAAAGCGUUCUUGCUGCAGUUCACUGAACUCAUACAUUGCAUGAUGUACCAGUACUCUGGCUUCCCAGACCUCUAUGACUAUAUAUUAGAAGCCAUCAAGGAUUUGCCAAAACCUGCAGAAGAGAAGAUAAAGUUGGUGUUGAAUCAGAGUGCCUGGACAUCUCAGUCUAACUCAUUUGCCUCUGGGCUGUUGAAGCAAGCUGUGAAGUCUGAAACAGGCAAGACAGGCCUGAUCAACUUAGGGAACACCUGCUUCAUGAACAGCAUCAUCCAGACCCUGUUUAUGGCCACAGACUUCAGGAGGCACGUUUUGUCGUUACAUCUGAAUGGCUCCAACACACUAAUGAAAAAGCUUCAGCUCCUCUUUGCGUUCCUUGCACACACACAGAGGGCAGCAUAUGCUCCCAAAAACUUCUUGGAAGCAUCUCGGCCUCCAUGGUUUAACGCAGGUUCCCAACAGGACUGCUCUGAGUACCUGAGAUUUCUUUUGGACAGGUUGCAUGAAGAGGAGAAAACACUUCAGGUCCUUGAAUCGGCUAAGCCAAAAGAUGCCUCCCCGGUUGACGUGAAUAGCAAAGAUCCAACAAUAUCAACUGUCGAGGAAAACAAGGAGUCAUAUUUGACUCAUACAGAGAGUAAAGCAGUAAACGAUGGAAGGACUUUAAUAGAAAAGAUGUUUGGUGGAAAGCUGAUCACAGGCAUCCGCUGUAUGCAAUGUAACUGCAUUUCUGAGAAAGAAGAGCCUUUUACAGACCUCUCUUUGGCCUUUUGUCCAUCUGCCUCCUCUCAUAAUAGCCCUAAAGUACAGGGGCCGGCAGAGGAACCCAAAGUUCUUUGUCAGGGGUCUGUCAAUGGUGGCAGUGAAGCCCCUGAGUCAGGCCCAGCCAGCAGUCUAGCUAGUAAUGUCCAUCAUGAGCUGAGGACAAAUGAGACUCCACUCUCUGUGCCUGAUCUUGUGAACUAUUUCUUGGCUCCAGAGAUUCUUGAUGAAGACAAUGCUUAUUUCUGUGAGAAGUGUAGCUCCCUCCAGCGGGCGGAGAGGACCAUGAAAGUGGUGUCGGCCCCUGAGUACUUGAUCCUGACCCUGCUGCGCUUCUCGUACGAUGCCAAAUGCCAUAUCCGCCGAAAGAUUCUCGACAACGUCACCAUCCCAGCCGUAUUGAGGCUUCCUGCUCAUGCUCCUUCAACGCCUUCACACUGGUCCUCUGCUACCUCUUCCCCUCUGCAAGUUGAUUCUCCCGAGAGCAGCGAAAACCUGGCCAAAAAGCUCAAACCAUCCCAAAAAGAUGAAGAAGAUGAGAAGGAAGUGAGGAUAGAUGAAGCAGAGGAGACGAAUAGAGAAGGAGAGAUGCCUGUUCAGUCGGUGCCCUAUGUGCUCAGCUCAUUGGUGAUGCACUCUGGUUUAUCGUCGGAGAGUGGCCACUAUUACACUUAUGGUCGCAACAUCAGCGGAGCAGAUGGAACACAGCAUCCAGCCAAUCACUCUCCCAUCAAAGACGAUCUGGGGACUGGCCAGGCUGAUUGUGGCCUCUGCACCUGCUCCGCUCUCCCAGCUCAACCCAAUCAAGGUGACACACCACCUAAUAGUGUUCAGGAGGCAAAGGACUGGCUGCUGUUUAAUGAUAGCAGAGUGACAUUCGCUUCUUUCCAGUCAGUUCAAAACAUUACUAACCGCUUCCCCAAGGACACGGCUUAUGUGCUCAUGUACAGGAAGCAGGAGGUACCGGGGCAAAACUUGAAUGGAGGACUCGUAAAUGGAAUGAGACUGACCGCUGAACCUCCCCUGCAAAAGGAACUGCUGGAUGCUAUUAUUAAGGACAACAAGCUGUACUUGCAGGAACAGGAGCUAAACGCUCGAACACAGGCUCUUCAGGCCUCCUCUUCCUCAUGCUCUUUCAGGCCCAACGGUUCAGAUGACAAUAACCCACCAGGGAGCUGUGGCCCAUCUGGUGGAGGCGGAGGGGGAGGAGGAUUCAAUACCAUUAGUAGACUCGUCUUCUGAAAAAAAAAAGGAAAUGCUACAGGAAACACAGAUGAACUGGUUUGGACUUAUCCUGUAUGAGGCUGGAUUAAUGCUUUGAGAAGCGUGUAACUUUGAAAAAAGAGGAGCACUGAUCUAACCUAAGAACACACACAUCCUCACAUGCUGAUUCAGUGCUUGAUUUGAUCUGUGAUAUGAAUUUCCUAUAUCUUACGAGUUUAAAAAGUUUAAACCGGGAAGUUAGCUUCCACUCUCUUUUUUUCUUGUCAGCUAAUCAAUCGAUUUUGCGUUUUUCUUGUGUGUGUCCGUGUUUGGUUUCCCUUUUGUGAUUUCACCAGUUGAAUAACUUACUGGAUCCUGCUCAUUGGUGCAAAGAUAUCAUCUUACUUCAACAGAAGAUAUCUCGGAAAAUAUGAUUUAACUUCAAGUAGUCAAGUAGAAGAUGUUUACAUGAACGAAUAUGUCAAAUUAUCUUUGUCAUGAACAUGUCCAUAUCUUUGGCUCAUCUGUGUUAAUAUUUUCCUCAAACACAGCACACAAAGCAAUGCAUCCAUAGUUCCACCUCAAAGGUAUAUUUAGCUCUAUCUCUCUUUUUUCUUUGACAAAUGAUUACUUUUGAACAUACAGUUCAUAAACCUUCGGAUUUGCAUGCAGCUUGGCUUCAUAAGCUGUGGAAAGAUUUUUCUGGAUAUUUGAAUCUCUUUAUUGAGUGCACUUUGUUGUUUUAUGCGAUAAAUCUUUACAUGACAGCAAAUGGAAUUUCUGAAUAAUAACAAAAUGCAUAGAAAUGCCAUACGGGGAUAUCAAAAGUGUGUAUGGCAGAUUUUUAAUAAAGUUAUUUUCAUUAUGUAAGACAGUGUCAGUGCUGUGCUCACAUUUUUAACUUUGGCGUGAUCCACAGGGAACGGUAUUGCAACCCACUUAUUUAAACAGCAGGUUAUGGACAGUGUCUUUAUGUUUUUCUCUGGCUUGAUGGUUCAAAGAGACUUCUGCGUUUAUGCUGAUUUUAUGUGCCUUUUUGAUAUUUAAAGCAGUUUUUUUCUUUUUAAAUAGGAUUUUGUCUCACCGUAGAUCUUGGCUGCAGUGCAUUUUCAUAAUGCUGUCAUCAGUCCCAACAUGAAAUAACAUCAGAUUUUAUUGUAUUGCUGGACUUAUUUACACUACUAUUCUGGCGAAGAAGCAAACUGAUAUUUGGGAUUAGACUAUAAGUGUAUUUCAAACAUGACAAGGUAAACUUCAGAUAAUAAAAUACAGCAGCAGAUGAGCCAAACAUUCAACAGUGUGUUAAGUCUGUGUGUUCUUCAGUGUUUGUCAGACCAUCUACGCUUAUUGUUUUAAAACAAUAUCUUGCCCACUUUCUAACCUUGUCCUCUAUUUAAGGCAAUUUUUUUAUUUCAUUAAAUUAUUUUUUUCUCUACAUCAAGUAUCUAAUUUUCCAGCUGAAAUAUCGCCUUGGCUGAUGCACCACUGGCAGCUCUUCCUGUCCAGGCUCUGGCGGCUACACUAGAAAGACUUUAGUUUUUAAUGACGCUACUCUUAUGUUUUCUUGGCAGAGUAACUGGUAACUUGACCACUCUGAAGAGGAUUUUUCUCAGGACUGCUGCUAUUUUCUUGUUCAGCCCCCUUUCUCAGCCCAACAUAGCGACACAAGCUCCUCACAGCAUGCCGCUGCCUUUACCACGUUUAAAUGUACACAUUUUUUAAUGAAAUGACACUCAGUGUCUGGUUUCCAUCACACGCGCUACAGGGGAUUGUGGCUAAAUAGUUCAGUCUUUUAUCAGAUCAGAGGAUUUUGCCUCUCAUAGCCAGAGUCAUUAAAGUACCUUUUGGCAAAUUCCCCGCAGGCUAUCAUGUGCAUUUUCGAGAGGAAUGGUUUCUGUCUGACCACUCCAUAAUAAAGGUAUGCCAGCUAGAGUGCUGCACUAAUGGUUUUUGCCAUCAGGAUGGCAAUCCAGGUUCUCCCAUUUCCAUAUAAACUCUGUAUCUCAUCUAGCGUGACUUUUGGCUUGUUAUCUAACCAAGGCCCUUUGUCUCUGAGUACUGAUUUUGGCAGAACAGCAGAAUUCGGAAUGUUUGUUCUUGGCUCCAGACUUCUUCCAAUUUAUAAUGAUAGAGGCUAUUUAGACUGAAUUUACAUGCUGCAUAGAUGUUCUUCUUUUCUUUCUUUUGUCCUACAUUUCUUAGAAAAGUCCCAUCAACCUCUGAGAUCCUGAGACCUCACAUAGAUAAAUGUGUGCUCUCUUAAUCAAAGGCCAUUGAUAAACACAAGUUUUGCGAAAUUAUAUAAAUAUUUCAGUCUGUUUUUGAUAAAGUAGAAAAAUCUGUUCCUAUGUGGUCAUUGUUGAGAGUUGUGUGUAGUUAGAAUAAAAAGGACGUUUUUUUAUUAUCUUAAUUUUAUUUAGAACUGGUUUAAAGGUUAACAUAUUCUUAAUUUUGCUUUUAAAAGGGCAUCUGCUGUAUAUACAUUCUCUCUUUUUUGCAGUUUUAUAAGAUGGAUUGGAAGUGACUAAUUUGCUUUUAUUUUGACUCAGAGUAAAAAUGUUACAUUAGUUUCUAAGGCUAAAGGCAUAAGAAAUCAAAACAUGACUGUUUUAGUGCACAAGUGAUUUAGCUAAAUGGAAAAAAAAAACUCCUCAAAGCAACCCAAUGCUUCCACUUUUUUUGUUGUUUUUUUUGCUGUGAUUGCAAAAUAGUUUUUCACAAAAUGGAAGUGAAACAAACCAGUGACUGAAAAAGGGAACUACAAAAUCCCUUGUAAAGUUCUCACAG